This is a messenger RNA of Fibroporia radiculosa, 639 nucleotides long. RefSeq lists its product as uncharacterized. Bases 1 to 639 code for a protein of 212 amino acids. Gene Ontology annotation, molecular function: zinc ion binding; nucleic acid binding. Lineage: Eukaryota; Fungi; Basidiomycota; Agaricomycetes; Polyporales; Fibroporiaceae. The transcript has a single exon. The record is from RefSeq and is a predicted model, not a curated record.
AUGCGGAGAGCCUUUACCACGACGGAUCAAGAAGAGGAUGUGCGUCAAGAGUUCUUGGGAAUGCUCAAGAAAUAUGACAAGGUUUUGGCAGGAGACACUUCCAAGUUCAUUGGAGAGUUCAGGGGUCUGGCAGACCUCGUGAAUUCAACUGAUGGUGAAUUAAUCCUAGCAAUCAGAGAUCAAUUGCACAGAGAGAUUAAGAAUGUCCUUGCGGCCAGAGGAAGUUCCCAGUGGCCCAAGAAAUGGUCGGAGUACUGUGAUUAUGUACUCGACAUUUGCAAAGACAUGGGGAUUCACCAGUCAGUAUCUUCAAUAGGACCUGCACCUAAAGAUCCGAACACCAUGGAGGUGGAUAAUACAUCCAAGCAGAAGCAGUCUGGCUUGAGACAGACUCAACAGCAAAGGAGCACUCCUGAUCCAAAGAAGCGACAGGAGGGCAAUGCUUUGAGUAUGCAAGAAGCACAGAAAAGAGGCGUAUGUUACAUUUGUGGCAAGCUGGGACAUUGGGGCAAGCAGUGCCCUAGUAAGAAAACAGGAGACUCUGCGGCUAGGCCCGCAGCAGCAAACACGGCUUCUAGUACUGGAGGCAAUAAAGGGAAAUCACCAGAUUUCUCUAAGCCUCAGUUUAGAAGAAUUUGA